CAUGGCGCCGGUAGAGUUUAACAUUUCAGCAAAGUUUGACUAAAUACCUCAUGUUAUUUUGCUAUUUCACUUGACAAAGUUACUGAAUCGGUUGAGAUUUUUUUUUUCUUCGCCAAGAAGUGGCUUUACUGGAAAAUGUUCGUGGCGAAGAGUAUCGCGGCGGAUCAUAAAGAUCUCAUUCACGAUGUGUCUUAUGACUUUCAUGGUCGGAGGAUGGCGACCUGCUCCAGUGAUCAGAGUGUCAAGGUCUGGGAUAAAGGUGACAAUGGAGAAUGGCACUGCACUGCCAGCUGGAAGACACAUAGUGGAUCUGUGUGGAGAGUAACCUGGGCGCACCCUGAGUUUGGUCAAGUGUUGGCGUCUUGUUCGUUUGAUCGCACUGCGGCUGUAUGGGAGGAGAUAGUUGGCGAAUCCAAUGAUAAACAACGCUGUCAAAGUCACUGGAUCAAGAGAACCACACUGGUGGACAGUCGGACAUCAGUAACUGAUGUGAAGUUUGCACCGAAGCACAUGGGUCUUAUGCUGACCACCUGCUCUGCGGACGGGGUGGUACGCAUCUACGAGGCCCCUGACGUGAUGAACCUCAGCCAGUGGUCUCUACAGCAUGAGAUCUCCUGCAAGCUCUCCUGCUCCUGCAUCUCUUGGAACCCAUCCAGUUCCCGAGCUCAUCCUCCAAUGAUAGCCGUUGGGAGCGAUGACAGUAACGUGACAUACAGUGGCAAAGUACAAAUUUAUGAGUAUAAUGAAAAUACCAGAAAGUAUGCCAAAGCAGAGACACUGAUGACUGUGACUGAUCCAGUGCAUGACAUCGCCUUUGCUCCUAAUCUCGGGAGAUCUUUCCAUGUGUUGGCUAUUGCGACCAAAGACGUCCGCGUUUUCAAGCUCGUACCACUAAGGAGAGAGGGUGCCACCUGCUCUGGUCCCACUAAGUUUGAGGUGCAGGUGAUGGCUCAGUUUGACAGUCAUAACUCUCAGGUGUGGCGAGUGAGCUGGAACAUCACCAGCACUCUGCUGGCCUCCUCUGGAGAUGAUGGCUGCGUGCGACUCUGGAAAGCUAAUUACAUGGAUAACUGGAAGUGCACAGGGAUCCUGAGAGGAGAUGGAAGUCCAGUAAACGGCUCCUCAGGACACACUGCAGCUCUGAGCGCUGUGAGCGUUUCUGGAGCUGCCCAGAUGGUUGUUGGGGCAGCUUCUGCUGGGAGAAAAAAAUCUCAGCUGAUGCCAGGCUAAUGGCAUAAUGUGCUGAUUGGCUGCUUGCUGCAUGCACAUGCACGGGAUUGGACCAAGAACUCAUUGACCCCUCCCCGUGCACUGUGUGACACCUGUACACUCUUCCAACUACUAAUCCAACAGAAAUGCGUGAUGGUGCCUGGAUCUGUCAUGUGACUGAUAAAGCAACUGUGCCUGUUGUGUAUUCUGUUCAGUGGCACGUAACUAAUGUUGUUUUGUUAAGUUUUUGUUUUCUUGAACAAAUUAGACUUAAGCUCAUGGUUCAAAACGGAAAUCAUUUUGCCAUGUGCACAUCAAAAAAUCACUUCUACCUGAAAGAUUUUGUUUAGUCAUGUUUGAAAACUGGCAUCAUGUCUUCAAUUUGUUGGUAGCUUUAUAUCAGAUUUGCCACCUUUUGGGGUGCAUGUGGACCAAUGGCCUUCAAGGAAUAGUUUCCCCAAAAAUGAAAAUUCCCUCAUAAUUUACUCCUCAUGCCAUCCCAGAUGUGUAUGACUUACAUUCUUCUGCUAAACACAAAUAAAGAUUUUUUUUUAAACAUUUCAGAUCUGUAGGUCCAUGCAAUGCUAGUGUAUAGUGGCCAGAGAUUUGAUGUUUAAAAAGCACAAAGGCAGCAUAUAAACCAUUAGACUCCAGUGGUUAAAUCCAUGUCUUCAAAAGUGAUGUUGGGUGUGAGUGAGAAACAGAUCAUUAUUUAAGUCCUUGUUUUACUAUCAAUUCCACUUUCACGUUCUUCUUUUGUUUUUGGUGAUUUGCUUUCUUUGUGCAUAUCGCCACCUACUGGGCAAGAAGAAGAAUUUUUAGCAAAAAAGGACUUAAAAUAUUAUCUGUUUUUCCACCCAUACCUAUCAUGUUGCUUCAGAAGACAUGGAUUUAACCACUGGAGACAAAUGGAUUACAUAUAUGCUGCCUUGAUGUGAUUUUUGGACUUUCAAAAUGUUGUUACUCAUUCACUUGCAUUGUAUGGACCUAAAGAGAUGAAAUAUUCUUCGAAAAAUAUUUGUUUGUGUUGAGCAGAGGAAAGUCAGACAUCUGAGAUGGGAUGAGGGUGAGUAAAUGAUGAGAGAAUAUUCCCUUUUUGGUGAACUUCCUUUAACCUUUGCUUUCAACAGUAUAUGAAUGAAUCUUAGGAAAUGUCCAGGUUACAUUUUAUAGGUUACAUCACAAUAUCUACAGAAAAUGAUGCAUUUCCAGGACAGUUACGCAUCCCCAACCCCUCCUUUCAGUACCAUACAGUUAUUUUUUUAUUGAUUUUUAAAUCAGCAUGAAUUAUAGACCGUACAACCAACGUUACCAUGAUUUGUGAAUGUUUCACUAUUUUAAUGUUUUUGUUAAUUACUGUUUGCAUUACAGUAUUGAGAAUUGAGGGGAUGGGGUAGUCCUUGUAAUUGUCAUGAAAAAAAGUCACAAUGCCAAAAAUCGAAUUGUCCUAAAAUAAUUUUUCUUUUUGUGUGAAAUAUUAUGGAGCCCAUAAGUGGUUCUCAACCAGGGGGCCGGACCCACUUGGGUGCCUAAGCACACUUCCAAGGGGGCCUCAAUAUGACUUAAAUUUAAUUUUAUAUAAGAAAUAUUAAAAUAAUUAAAAUAGUCCUCAAAUAAAAUGCUAAGAAAAAAAAAAAAGGUUUUAUGAUGUAUGCCUACAAAUUAUAAACAGACUCAUUCUGAAACUUCUAGAAUCAAAAAUUAAACUAUUUAAUUUAGUUUUGGGCGAAUAGUUUCUAGUUUCGAACCACAGUUUUAAGAACAAUGGUAAAAUAUACAAUAACAUAUUUUUUUUUUUUCACAGAAUAAUUUAUUUUUAUUACCAUAAUUUUGGUUUUCCUUUUUCACUACUAUAGUUAAUACCAUAGUUCAACUAUGUUUGCUAUAGUAAAACCACGCUUGGUUUUUGAAUGGGCUAGAUAAAGAUAUUGUGAGGGAACCCAAAAUAAUUGCAAAGGGAAUGCAAAACUAUAAAAAAGAAAAGAAAAGAAGAAAUGCCCUCCCUGUCUUCUAAAAUGUGAACUGGGCCAUUCACAUAUACAUAUUUUUGCUGUUUAGUUUAGUGUUAUUGUUACUCACUAUAUAUUCUGCAGUGUGGACAAUAGAGGGAGACGGUGUGUCUAAUUCUGCCCAGUUCUGUUCAGACACACGUCUCCAAAAUUGUCAUUAACACAUUUUCUAAUUUGUUGAUUGGAUGAAACUGAUAAACCAUAAUGCAGUAUCUAGUCUGGGAUGUAUGCACAGAUUGUUAGUUUGAUUUUAAAACCAAGCGGCUUUUGCAGUGCAGUAGUCAGUGAUGAACCAUGUCCAUCUCAUCAUCAAAAGCAUGUGCCAAUCCAAAGUCUUGAUGUAUGAAUACCUGCAUCAUGAAUCAAAGGCUGGCAGCCAUAGCCAGUUGCAAAAUGUUUUAAUUGCUCGAGAUGCCAGUUCCCCAUCAAUAGAGAAAAUGUGCUGCACUUUAGAAAUUCAGAUCUAGAAGGAACUAAAACUCUUGAAGAGUGUUUAU
This is a messenger RNA of Xyrauchen texanus (razorback sucker), 3715 nucleotides long. RefSeq names its product nucleoporin SEH1-like. NCBI's taxonomy places the organism in Eukaryota, Metazoa, Chordata, Actinopteri, Cypriniformes, Catostomidae. Gene Ontology annotation, cellular component: Seh1-associated complex; nuclear pore outer ring. The record is from RefSeq and is a predicted model, not a curated record. Gene Ontology annotation, biological process: positive regulation of TORC1 signaling; cellular response to amino acid starvation. The transcript is spliced from 9 exons. Bases 136 to 1230 code for a protein of 364 amino acids. Gene Ontology annotation, molecular function: protein binding; structural molecule activity.